AAACCCACUGACUGAGUAGUAUUAACGGCGGUGAGGCAGGGGUGGGUUUUUAAUGUGGUGACGUGUCGUGUGGUGUCGACCACCAAAGCCUGUGAUAUAAAUAACGACGCCAUUCCGAGAUUUUGAUUUUUCAGUCAAAAUCAAAAUAAUACGGACGCUGCACACCUCUUUCUUAGGGCGGGAACCUGAAAUUCUUUUUUUUUUCACUAACAACUCAACAAGUACACUGCACCAAAACCCAAAAACCGAAGAAACCUCCUCCUCCUCUUCUUCUUUUUCUUCAUGCUCGUAUUCUCUCUCGCUUUCCUAGGGUUUCGCUUUUGGUUUCAAUUUCAAUUUGCAGUGCUGACUAAGCAACAAUGAGUCUUCGUAAGGGCGCUAAGGUUUGGGUCCAGGACAGGGUUGAUGCUUGGAUACCUGCCGAAGUUGUUGACUCCGGAGGCGGCGGCGGUGGCGGCGGAGUCAACAAUAGUCGUAUUCAGCUCGUGACCGACUCCGGCAAGAAGGUUUUUUCUACCCCUGAUAAGCUGUUCCCGCGGGAUGCGGAUGAAGAAGAGCAUGGUGGAGUUGAAGACAUGACUAAGCUGGCUUACUUGAAUGAGCCAGGAGUGUUGUACAAUCUUCGGAGGAGAUAUGCGCUCAAUGAUAUCUAUACUUAUACAGGAAGCAUUUUAAUAGCUGUUAAUCCCUUCACAAAGCUUCCUCAUUUGUAUGAAAUCCAUAUGAUGGAGCAGUAUAAGGGAGCUCCAUUCGGUGAGCUUAGCCCACAUGUUUUCGCUGUUGCAGAUUCUUCUUAUAGAGCAAUGAUGAGUGAAGGUAAAAGUCAAUCUAUCUUGGUAAGCGGUGAAAGUGGUGCUGGCAAAACUGAGACAACAAAAUUAAUCAUGCAGUAUCUUACCUUUGUUGGUGGACGUGCUGCUGGUGACGAUAGAACAGUUGAACAACAAGUUCUGGAAUCAAAUCCACUUUUAGAGGCAUUUGGUAAUGCAAGGACAGUCAGAAAUGACAAUUCAAGUCGUUUUGGGAAGUUUGUUGAAAUUCAGUUUGAUUCAAGUGGUAGAAUAUCUGGUGCUGCAAUUAGAACAUACUUAUUGGAAAGAUCACGAGUAGUGCAGAUAACGAAUCCAGAAAGAAAUUAUCACUGUUUUUAUCAGUUGUGUGCAUCUGAAAUGGAUGCAGAAAAGUAUAAGUUAGGACAUCCAAGCCACUUCCACUAUUUAAACCAAAGUAAAAUCUAUGAACUUGAUGGUGUAAGCAAUGCUGAAGAAUAUGUGAAGACGAGGAGGUCAAUGGAUAUUGUUGGCAUAAGUCAUGAGGACCAGGAAGCCAUAUUUCGUGUCUUAGCUGCAAUUUUACAUUUGGGGAAUAUUGAAUUUUCUCCUGGAAAAGAGCAUGACUCGUCAGUAGUAAAGGAUGAGAAAUCAAGAUUUCAUAUGCGGAUGGCUGCUGAACUCUUCAUAUGUGAUGUAGAGCUACUACUAGCAACAUUGUGUACUCGGUCAAUACAAACUCGAGAGGGAAAUAUAAUUAAAGCUCUUGAUUGUAAUGCUGCUGUUGCUGGACGGGAUGCUUUGGCAAAAACGGUUUAUGCUCGUUUGUUUGAUUGGCUUGUUGAUAAGAUCAAUAGGUCUGUUGGUCAGGAUACAAAUUCUCAGAUUCAAAUUGGAGUUCUCGAUAUCUAUGGCUUUGAGUGCUUCAAGGAUAAUAGUUUUGAGCAAUUCUGCAUCAAUUUUGCAAAUGAAAAGCUUCAGCAACAUUUUAAUGAGCAUGUAUUCAAGAUGGAGCAGGAAGAGUAUGGUAGAGAAGAAAUAAACUGGAGUUACAUUGAAUUUGUGGACAACCAAGAUGUGUUGGAUCUAAUUGAAAAGAAACCCAUUGGUAUCAUUGCUCUCUUGGAUGAAGCCUGCAUGUUCCCAAAAUCUACGUAUGAAACAUUCUCAACCAAGUUGUUUAACCAUUUCCAGUCUCACCCGAGAUUGGAAAAGGAGAAGUUUUCACAAACUGAUUUCAGUAUUUCUCAUUAUGCUGGAAAGGUUACAUAUCACACAGAUUCCUUCUUAGACAAAAAUUGUGAUUAUGUUGUAGUAGAACACUGUAAUCUAUUAUCUUCUUCGAAAUGCCCCUUUGUGUCUGGUCUUUUUCCUUUGCUACCAGAGGAAUCUUCAAGAUCAUCUUACAAGUUUUCAUCUGUGGCAUCCAGAUUUAAGCAACAACUCCAAGCUCUUAUGGAGACCCUUAAAUCAACAGAGCCUCAUUACAUACGAUGCGUGAAGCCAAAUUCUUUGAACCGACCACAAAAGUUUGAGAAUUCCAGUGUCAUACACCAAUUGCGAUGUGGGGGUGUCCUUGAGGCUGUUCGUAUAAGCCUAGCUGGUUACCCCACCCGAAGGACUUAUUCAGAGUUUGUGGAUCGCUUUGGCUUAAUAGGCCCUGAAUUAAUGGACGGGAGUUAUGAUGAUAAAGUUGCAACUGAGAGAAUUCUGAAGAAGCUCAAGCUUGAUAACUUUCAGUUGGGUAGGACCAAAGUAUUUCUCAGGGCUGGUCAAAUCGGUAUUUUAGACUCCAGACGAGCUGAGGUUCUGGACAAUGCUGCAAAAUGUAUUCAGCGGCGACUGAGGACAUUUAUUUUACACAGGGAUUUCAUCUCACUCAGAUCUGCUGCAAUUUCUAUUCAGUCAUGCUGCAGGGGGUGCAUUGCACGAAAGAUUUACGUUGCUAAAAGGGAGACCGCUGCAGCUAUCUCUAUUCAGAAAUACAUCCGUAUGUGUCUAAAGAGGUGUGCUUACUUAGAACUAUAUUCAUCUACUGUCAUCAUUCAGUCACAUGUCCGUGGUUUUACAACUCGCAAAAGAUUCUUGCAUGGAAAGGAGCAUAGAGCUGCUACUGUUAUUCAGGCAUAUUGGAGGAUGGCCAAGGUUAGGUCAACUUUCCGACAACGUCAAGCUUCAAUUGUGGCAAUACAAUGCCUUUGGCGGCGUAAACAAGCUAAAAGAGAGCUUCGGAGACUUAAGCAAGAGGCUAAUGAGGCUGGUGCUCUCCGUUUAGCUAAGAGUAAACUUGAGAAGCAAUUGGACGAGCUUACAUGGCGUUUGCAUCUUGAAAAGAAAAUAAGGGGUUCCAAUGAAGAGUCUAAGCAAAUGGAGAUUUCCAAACUUCAAAAGAUGUUAGAAGCCUUGAAUCUUGAAUUAGAUGCAGCUAAAUUGGCAACAAUUAACGAGUGCAAUAAGAAUGCUGUUCUGCAAAAUCAGUUGGAAUUGUCAAUGAAGGAAAAAUCUGCUUUAGAGAAAGAGUUGGUUGUAAUGGAGGAAGUACGGAAGGAAAAUGCUCUCCUAAAGGAUUCUUUGAGUGCCUUCGAAAAGAAGUGCACAAAUUUGGAGCUUGAACUCAUGGAUGCUCAAAAAGGCCGUAUAGAAAUGGUUGAGAAACUGAGAGAAUUUGAACAGAAGUGUUCUCAACUGGAGCAAAGUGUUAAGAGCCUUGAGGGGAAGGUAUUGAAUUUAGAGGAAGAAAAUCAUGUGCUUCGGCAGAAAGCCUUAAGUGCUGCUCCUAAGAGUAACCGUUCAGGUCUUGCAAAGUCAUUGUCAGAGAAAUAUUCAAGCGUAAUUGCUUCCCGAACUGAGAGAAAGCCCCUAUUUGAGACACCCACACCCACAAAACUUGCUCCCUUUACAUCAGGCUUGACAGACCCUCGUCGUCCUAAGUUAACAGCAGAGAGGCACCAGGAUAACUAUGAAUUUCUUUCUAGGUGUAUCAAAGAAAAUUUGGGAUUUAAAAACGGUAAACCUCUGGCAGCUCGUAUCAUAUACAAAUGUCUUCUUCAAUGGCGUGCCUUCGAAUCUGAGCGCACAGCUAUUUUUGAUUACAUAAUUGAAGGCAUAAACGAUGUUCUAAAGGUUAAGGAUGAUGCCUCUCUAUUGCCAUAUUGGCUUUCAAAUACAUCUGCCCUGCUGUGCCUUUUACAGAGGAACAUACGUUCAAAUGGCUUUUUAACUCCCACUGCUCAUCGUCAUACGGGAUCUUCUGGUUUCAGCAGCCGAUUAGGCCAUGGACCAAAAUCUCCAAUGAAGCUUAUUGGAUAUGAUGAUGGUUUUUCACAUGUGGAGGCAAGAUAUCCAGCUAUACUUUUUAAGCAACAGCUCACUGCUUGUGUAGAGAAAAUUUUUGGUCUUAUACGAGACAAUUUAAAAAAGGAACUCUCCCCUCUUCUGGGGCAAUGUAUUCAGGCACCCAAAGCAGGACGAUCCCAUGGUGGAAAAUCAACCAGAUCUCCUGGUGCACCUCCUCAACAAUCAUCUGGUGGUCAAUGGGACAAUAUUGUCAAAUUUUUGGACACACUCAUGAGCCAACUUUGUGGAAACCAUGUGCCUUCCUUCUUCAUCCGCAAGCUAGUUACCCAGGUCUUUUCUUUCAUCAAUAUAACCCUUUUUAACAGUCUUCUCUUGCGGCGUGAAUGUUGCACAUUCUCAAAUGGUGAGUAUGUGAAGUCUGGUCUAGCAGAAUUGGAGAAGUGGAUAGGCAAUGCAACAGAGGAGUAUGCAGGAACAUCUUGGCAUGAGCUUAAUUAUAUAAGACAAGCUGUUGGGUUCUUGGUAAUACAUCAGAAGAGGAAGAAAUCUUUGGAAGAGAUUUGCCAAGAUCUUUGCCCGGCACUGACGGUGAGGCAGAUCUAUCGAAUCAGUACUAUGUACUGGGACGACAAGUAUGGAACCCAGAGCGUAUCCAAUGAGGUAGUCAGUGAAAUGAGGGAAAUUGUUAGUAAGGACAAUCAGAACUUGACCUCAAAUUCUUUUCUGUUGGAUGACGAUCUGAGUAUCCCUUUCUCGGCUGAAGACAUAGAUAUGGCAAUCCCUGCUAUAGAUCCGGAUGAUAUUGAGCUUCCACCAUUCUUGUCUGAACAUCCCUGUGCCGAAUUUCUUACUUCGCUUCAGAAGUCUACUACAGUUUCAUGAUCGUUGCUGAAGCUCAAUUUAACCUCAGUAUCUCAUCUCUUGAAUUAAAUGUCAAGCAUAUCCACAGUGGAGACACAAGUUUCUCUUCACAUGUGCAUCCAUGGUUAUCAUCAUAUAUAUUUGUGCAAGUGCAUGACAUUGUAAUCAGAAGUCAGAGAGUCAUUUACUUUGUUUAUUCUGAGUAGUUCUAGUUACUUGUAAGUAAUUAUUCAGGGAUAGAUGACGCUUAAUGGAUGGUAUCCUGCUGCUAUUAAUACUGCAGCUCUUCUUCUGGUGUAUAUUUGUCAUUGGUUUUUAUGUUGUAUUCUCUGUAGUAUAAUUGCUUCAGAAAGCCAUGGCAAAAAAAAAGGGUAAUGUAAUUUCAUUCAUUGAUGUAAA
Arachis stenosperma is the source of this 5327-nucleotide messenger RNA. RefSeq names its product myosin-15. The coding region runs from base 360 to 4949 and encodes 1529 amino acids. The transcript is spliced from 38 exons. Gene Ontology annotation, cellular component: actin cytoskeleton; vesicle; cytoplasm. Lineage: Eukaryota; Viridiplantae; Streptophyta; Magnoliopsida; Fabales; Fabaceae. Gene Ontology annotation, biological process: vesicle transport along actin filament; actin filament organization. The record is from RefSeq and is a predicted model, not a curated record. Gene Ontology annotation, molecular function: microfilament motor activity; ATP binding; actin filament binding.